AUGAAGGUGAACAUUAAGAACUGGAAGGGUGUGGCAGUAUGGUCCUGGGAUGUCCCAAAUGAAGAAGUUUGUGGUAUCUGUCGUGUUUCAUUUGAUGCAACUUGUUCAGCCUGCAAAUAUCCAGGUGAUGAAUGUCCAUUAGUUGUCGGUGUAUGUACUCAUAGAUUUCAUUUGCAUUGUAUCCUAAGAUGGUUGGAUACAGAUACCGCAAAGAGUUUAUGUCCCAUGUGCAGAAGAGCAUUCAAAAUCAAAGAGAAUUACCAACAAAGUCAGGUCGAUUAUGGAGAUCCUACACCAGCACAUCCUGCAUCGUCUUAUUAA
Messenger RNA from Hansenula anomala, 321 nucleotides. It is a transcript of the gene APC11, whose product is annotated as anaphase promoting complex subunit 11. The transcript has 2 exons. The record is from RefSeq and is a predicted model, not a curated record. Gene Ontology annotation, molecular function: ubiquitin protein ligase activity; cullin family protein binding; zinc ion binding. Gene Ontology annotation, cellular component: anaphase-promoting complex; nucleus. Lineage: Eukaryota; Fungi; Ascomycota; Saccharomycetes; Phaffomycetales; Wickerhamomycetaceae. Gene Ontology annotation, biological process: positive regulation of mitotic metaphase/anaphase transition; protein ubiquitination; anaphase-promoting complex-dependent catabolic process. The coding region runs from base 1 to 321 and encodes 106 amino acids.